AUGGUCAACCGCGUGGUUCGAUGUAACUUUGGCUUCGCCCCCGCGUCGUCGCGAGCAAGGGAAAGCCUUGGGCUUGCUCGGAUAGUGCAGAAUGUGCUUGACGGUCCAGAGUUGCUUCGGAAACCAGAGCAUUCUUCAGAGCAGACCGAAUUCAGGCCGGCAGCGACUAAGCAAGUCCCCGGUGGAGUGGUGCAGUCCUGGUUGCGCGAGAGAGCCGGACGGAGCAAUGGCAAGGGCUCGAUUGCGCACUGCGUAGUGUCACGCCGUCAAUUGGGUCUGGAGUCGAUGUUUCCCCUCCCUCCCUUCAAAGAUCCGGGGGUCGUGAGUCGGCCGUUUCCGCAGUCAGACUAUGAUCGAAUACUCGCCGCAACGCAUAGGGUCGAUCGCUUGAGAUCUGCACUUGUUGUUAUCGUCAAGCGAUGGUUCAAGGAAAACAUCAGUAUUGCCCACCGCAAAGUUGACGCUCGCCGGGGUAACUUACCACGACGCUUUUACCAGAGUCGGUGUCAUUGA
Messenger RNA from Paracoccidioides brasiliensis Pb18, 513 nucleotides. RefSeq lists its product as uncharacterized. The transcript has 2 exons. The record is from RefSeq and is a predicted model, not a curated record. The coding region runs from base 1 to 513 and encodes 170 amino acids.